AUGCAUCAACAAGGCCGAGUGCCCCCGAGGCUCGCCUCGCCAGCAAGGUCACCCAUGCGAUCCAACAGCCUGCGAGAGGGUGCCAUAGGAGGAUCUCGUCCGCGGGCGGGAUCAAACCUCUCUGCCAGAGAUUCUGCGAGCUCACCCACGAUGGACCAAACCGGACCGCCGGCUGAGUCAAUAAAAAAGUUGGAUCAGAUAGUCCAGAACUUCCACACCAAAAUCGCUGCUGUCGUCGUCGCCUCGCGCAUGAAAGUAAAGCCAAUCCAGGGCGCAAACGGAGUACCGAAGAUUAAUAAAUGGUACCAAAUCGAAACCGAAGAGAUUGACGAAUUUAGGGAAGAGCUGAGGAUAUGGAAGAGCUGCGGCAGUCUUGAGAACCGCCCUCCACCAAUGAUCAUCGAAGUCUAUCUUGAUGCAUCAACACUCAAGGAGAGCCAGAGUCUUGUCAUCAUCGACGAGGACGGGAAGCGCUGGGAUGUCUUGGAACAGCUCGCUGCAUCGACAUCUUCGAGUGGUAGUGAUUCCCUUACUAACAUCAGAAGGCCAACUGAGGUUAUCUUGGAGCGAUGGCGCGUGGAACUCAAAUCGAUAGCCGACAGGCCUUUGGACGACUUUGGACCAAUCUUGCCCACCAUCUACAAAAAGGCCAUUGUGUUCUUCCGAUCCCUCUUUGUCGCUACCAAACUACUGCCGGCGUGGAAGUUUGCCAGCCAAGGUGCUGUUAAGAACUCCCACCCGGCCCUGAUUCCGCAGUGCAGGAUCCGAAGGUCCGACCCGGACAGAUCACGGCCUGACCUAUUACAGAUUUCCAUCGAUGGGAGAAGGGAUGCAGUGACGGAGUACAUGUUUGGAGACCUCGAGGUACCUGUGGGAAGGUUAUGCACCUCUGUGAUUUAUCGAAACGAUUGCACAUUCCGUGUUGACGACGCCGAGUCACUUCUGAGCUCCCGAUUCAUGGGAGUCGACGAAAACUUCUUUAAGCCAUCAUUACCACAGCGCCAUAUGGCUGAGGCGGGCUCACUGAGGGACCACCGCCGGGGCGUAAGUGUGAAUGACGUUCACCAGACAUAUGGUAGUUUGUCAACCUUUCAUGGCGAUGGCCCGAUAGGAACGAGCCCUAUAUCCGCACUUCGUGCGGUCAAGCCGCCUGGUUCAGACACGAGCUCGCCGCCAGCAUCGCUUCCUCGCCAAGCGGAUGCUGGGGCUGCAGCCCCUCAUUCACUGCCGAUAUCAGGGCGAGCGUCUGCAGCAAGGCCCACGGUCCGCGUUGGAGAAGAUCGAAGGAGAACCUCUAUAUCUUUCCAACCGUUUAAAGCGGGCUCCCUUUCUGGAUCUCCCGUUCCCCGACAUACUGACCCCGAAUCUCCGGCAUCGCUUACCAGGCCUAGUUUAACAUCCCUCCGACAACCAGGAAACCGAUCUUCGCUGACCGCCGGCAUGCCGGCCUCACUUCGUGGACCGACUUCCGUAAACACUACCGACUCGCCUGUAGUCGGAUCCCCACGACCCCCCUCUGCUAGCAAAUAUAGCAGCAGCUUCACACACAGGAAAGGGCGCUUGUCGAUUGGCAGCACGAGCCGGAUGGGUGAUGAAGAGCAGGGCAGCAGCGGAAGGCAAAGCUUGGCCUCAUCAAUUGUGCAACCAGGGUCGGGAUUUCUCGCCGAGGUUGGAGCAGCAAGCUAUAGUUCGCUCCAGACCGAGGAGGAUGACAUCUCCGAUUUCUUAAAGGCCCUGGACAGCAAAAAGACCCUCAAGUCAUUUGAGCCAACCAAGAAGGGAGAGUCGGCGACAAGCAGGACGGUAGCUCAGCUGUCCAAGUUCCAAAUGAUGAGGGAAUCCAACAACGCCCUGACCGAGUCAAUGACUUCUUCGAUGCAGCUUAAUCGCUCCUCAACCGUUUCAAGCAGGCAACUCGCAAAUCUGACUGGCAUCGGCGGAACGAAUUCGCUGUCUACAUCUUCUUCUCCUGGGAAGCCAGUGUCACCGCACACGCCACAUACACCCGCGAUCCCAUCUCGGCUAAGCGAGAAUUCAAUUAUAGACUAUACGCCGGCUUAUAAGAGGGUAGAGCCGCCUGCGGGCUCAUCGCAAGGUAGAGCAUCAGGGUCUCAAGGACACGGAGCUACGACUCAAGACGGCACAACCGCGAUUGAUAUCCCUCUAUCCCCCAGACUGGGAAUUCAUCACCGGCGAGCGAGCUCUGUUGCCCAGCAGGUCCGAGCCGCGACUGAUGACGAGGAGGCUGACCUGCCGUUUGCUGCGCACCGAAGCAUUAGUCUCGGGGCGAACGAUAGGGAGCCACCGACUCUGAGCACACUUCUCGGCCGACAGUUGGAAGAUGGACAGCAAGAGGAUGCCUCCAGUUCGCUUCGACCAACCACUGAUAUUCAGACUGCCGAGUCAUCGGAUGUGAUUCAACGAGGUUCAGCGAGCGACACGCCCCCAGAUGGCUUUAUUCCUACUACGCAGCCAAGCUCCCCCUUCCAGCGACGACGGUAUGCAGGUAUGGCCGUUGGCCGUCGAAGCACCCCUCCGCACUCUUCUCGAGCCAGCUUUGGCGGGUCGACCAGUAGGCUUAGUCGCCCGGAUGAGGAGGCAGUUGGCGAAGAGCCGCUAGUCUUUACUCUCUCCGAGAUGGACGCUCUGGGAAGGCGAAGCAUGGAAGAACGUCGCGGUAGUGGCGGUGCAUCCACUGAACGAUCCUCCUUUGGGCCUCGAGGCACGGCUCGAAGAGGAUGGGCCGAGUAAUGCUGAAAAUUACACGAGACCUUACUUCUGCUAACUAAAGAUUGAUUGAUUGAUUGAUUGAUUACACAGAUUGUUGAUAGACUCAUCAUCUUGCUUUUUUUAAGAAAGCCCUCCAGUGCCGGGCUUUUUGAGACAGCACUUUGUUCUAAUGAUUGAUUGGAUAUGAUUCGGCGGCGUUGAUGGUAUCUCCUAUAAAAUUGUUGCUCUUCGCCUCUCUUUCACUUUUAUUCUUUCUCUUCUUUUUCUCAAUUUCCUUCUUUUCUUUUCUUUUUCUUUUCUUUUUUCUCCUUUGGAUACCAGUAACAUGGAACCCCCCACAACGGGCACGGGGAUUUGGGGUUGCAUUUUUCUACUCUUUGGACUUUAUUUUCUCCUCCCUUUGACUGGCGAGCGGCUUGUUAUUUCUGCUGUGUUGUUAUUAGUAUUACGGCCUGGAGAGCCUGUGUGUAUAUAUCAUCAGGGGACGGAAGGACAAGCGAGAUGGUUUGGACAGGUACUACAGGCAGAACAAGAUGAUGUUUGGAUCUACGAAGAGGGCUGCACUGGAGAGUAUAUGGGGCCUCGAGGCAAUGUACAAAGUAGGCGAGGAUUUUAAAAAGACUGGAAUUUGACAACUAUUUCAUUAG
This is a messenger RNA of Trichoderma virens Gv29-8, 3377 nucleotides long. RefSeq lists its product as uncharacterized. Gene Ontology annotation, cellular component: extrinsic component of membrane; phagophore assembly site; cytosol. The transcript has 3 exons. Bases 1 to 2751 code for a protein of 916 amino acids. The record is from RefSeq and is a predicted model, not a curated record. NCBI's taxonomy places the organism in Eukaryota, Fungi, Ascomycota, Sordariomycetes, Hypocreales, Hypocreaceae. Gene Ontology annotation, biological process: mitophagy; protein localization to phagophore assembly site; autophagosome assembly.